Messenger RNA from Iphiclides podalirius (scarce swallowtail), 465 nucleotides. NCBI's taxonomy places the organism in Eukaryota, Metazoa, Arthropoda, Insecta, Lepidoptera, Papilionidae. The record is from the annotation of a GenBank genome assembly.
AUGUUAGAACAGGGUAUAAUAAGACCAUCGGAAUCCGCGUGGAGCUCCCCUAUCUGGGUUGUUCCAAAGAAAGCCGACGCUUCGGGUAAGCAGAAGUGGAGACUAGUUGUUGACUUUCGUAAACUGAAUGACAAGACCAUCGACGACAAAUAUCCUAUCCCGAACAUUUCCGACGUAUUAGACAAACUUGGUAGGUGUCAGUACUUUACGACGUUAGACUUAGCAUCAGGAUUUUAUCAAGUUGAGAUGCUUCCAGAUGAUAUUUCGAAAACUGCUUUCAGUAUAAAGCAUGGGCACUUCGAGUUCCUCCGCAUGCCCAUGGGUUUAAAGAACUCGCCAUCUACCUUCCAGCGGGUGAUGGACAACGUCCUCAGAGGAUUGCAAAACGAGAUCUGCCUCGUAUACUUAGACGAUAUCAUUGUUUUUAGCACAUCUUUACAAGAACACAUAGUUAAUCUCGAAAAG